UGGACUGAGCGCGCGAAGGCACCCUACGUGGUUCACAGACUGCUGCUCUGCUCGCUGUUAGCUUUGCGUUGUGUCUUAAACAGAGCAAAACAGAGGAAAACCUGAGAUAAGGGUCUUCGUCAUUUACCUGCAAUGGCCGACAAGGAAGCAGGUGCAUUUGAUGAUGCUGUGGAGGAGAGGGUCAUAAAUGAGGAGUACAAGAUCUGGAAGAAAAACACUCCUUUUCUGUAUGAUCUGGUUAUGACCCACGCUCUGGAGUGGCCCAGUCUUACUGCCCAGUGGUUGCCUGAUGUCUCCAGGCCAGAAGGGAAAGAUUACAGCGUGCACCGGCUGGUGUUGGGCACUCACACAUCGGAUGAGCAGAAUCAUCUGGUGAUUGCCAGUGUCCAACUGCCUAAUGAUGAUGCCCAGUUUGAUGCCUCACAUUAUGACAGCGAAAAAGGAGAGUUUGGAGGCUUCGGAUCUGUAAGUGGCAAAAUCGAGAUCGAAAUCAAGAUAAGCCAUGAAGGAGAGGUGAACCGAGCCCGCUACAUGCCCCAAAACCCCUGCAUAAUUGCCACCAAGACCCCCACUUCAGAUGUGUUGGUGUUUGACUACACUAAACAUCCCUCCAAGCCAGAUGCUUCUGGAGAGUGUCGUCCUGAUCUGCGUCUCAGAGGCCACCAGAAAGAAGGCUAUGGUCUGUCCUGGAAUCCAAAUCUCUCUGGCUCUCUACUUAGUGCUUCAGAUGACCAUACUGUCUGUCUGUGGGAUAUAAGUGCUGUACCAAAAGAGGGGAAGAUAGUUGAUGCAAAGACUAUCUUCACUGGUCACACUGCUGUGGUGGAGGAUGUGUCCUGGCACUUGCUUCACGAGUCACUCUUUGGAUCCGUAGCAGAUGACCAGAAGCUCAUGAUCUGGGACACACGUUCAAACAACACCUCCAAACCCAGCCAUGCAGUGGACGCCCACACAGCAGAAGUCAACUGUUUGUCAUUUAACCCUUACAGCGAGUUCAUCCUUGCCUCAGGCUCAGCAGACAAGACUGUGGCUCUUUGGGACUUGAGAAACCUGAAACUGAAGCUGCAUUCCUUUGAGUCGCACAAGGAUGAGAUUUUCCAGGUUCAGUGGUCUCCUCAUAAUGAGACCAUACUGGCAUCCAGUGGAACAGACCGUCGCCUGAAUGUCUGGGAUCUCAGCAAAAUCGGAGAGGAGCAGUCACCAGAAGAUGCAGAGGAUGGCCCACCUGAGCUACUGUUUAUCCACGGAGGCCACACAGCCAAGAUCUCAGACUUUUCCUGGAACCCUAACGAGCCUUGGGUCAUCUGCUCUGUGUCUGAAGACAACAUUAUGCAAGUCUGGCAAAUGGCUGAGAACAUCUACAACGAUGAAGACCCUGAGGGUUCAACAGACCCUGAAGCCACAGCAUAGCAUCUUUUCCUGUUGUGCGUUUAACCUACAACCUCAUCAUAAACUGCCAAACUGCCCCCUCAGUAGUUCCGUGCAGCUACUUCUACUUCUUCCUCCCAUCCUUCUUUACUUUAUUGGUGGGACACUAUUCGGUUAAAGCACUGUAAAUACAAGAAAUUUAAAAAUCAUGUGUAGCCCUGGCCCUUUUGGAAUGCUCAAUUUGAAGAACUGUCCUUUAACUGAGUGAUUUAUCGCCUGAUGAAUCUCAGGUUUCCCACAGUGCAUAAACAAUUGUUUUCCGCAACCAAACUGGCUCUCUGUUCCACACUGUCCGCUAUUAACCGAGGCUUUUUCAACAAUAAAUGAACAUGUUUAUACAGUAUCAAACACACAAACAGACAUUAAGGUAAUUUGGCAAAAGCCCGCUGUUCAAAGUGUACACAGCAGGAGAAAAAAUGUUACAAGUUAACUUGCAGCCCAGCUUUUGAUAUGAUUCAAAGGACAGUGGCAGUUACUUAAACUGUGAAGAUGGUUUUAUUCACAGGCUAGAAGACUAUCUGAAAUGUGUCUCAUAUUUUCCGCUUCAUUGUGGUCAGAACCUAAAUAGGUCUUGAUACUGAUUUUCUCACCAGCUGUUUUUAAAAGAAAUAAGAAUUUUGGAGUGAAUCUGUUUGAAUUGUCCAUUGGUGGUCCCACCUCCCCAAACCUGAAUCAUUAAAUAAUCAUUUAACUGUUUUUCGUGCUAUAGAUUAGUGGUUGAACUUUUUAUAUGUUCAAUGUUUGUACAGUGAGUGCAUUCUUAAUAAAAAUGUGUUUCAUUA
This is a messenger RNA of Labrus mixtus (cuckoo wrasse), 2210 nucleotides long. RefSeq names its product retinoblastoma binding protein 4 (gene rbbp4). Gene Ontology annotation, cellular component: nucleus; ESC/E(Z) complex; NuRD complex. The transcript has 12 exons. The coding region runs from base 133 to 1410 and encodes 425 amino acids. The record is from RefSeq and is a predicted model, not a curated record. Gene Ontology annotation, biological process: regulation of gene expression. Gene Ontology annotation, molecular function: histone binding. NCBI's taxonomy places the organism in Eukaryota, Metazoa, Chordata, Actinopteri, Labriformes, Labridae.